Molecule: messenger RNA, 1683 nt
Organism: Cuculus canorus (common cuckoo)
Lineage: Eukaryota; Metazoa; Chordata; Aves; Cuculiformes; Cuculidae
Exons: 2
Coding region: 61-1266 (401 amino acids)
Source: RefSeq, a predicted model, not a curated record
CGCUUCCAGGGCGGUCCCGGCUCCCGAUUUGAAAAUGCGGGGCGGGGCGGUCGUUGCAGCAUGAGCGGCAGCGCGGGGUGGGACGCGGCGCAGCGGCGCGCCUGGCUUCGGCGCUUCUACCGGCAGCGGCAGAAACGGCUCAUGACCCUCUUGAUUGCUCGCCGGAGGAGGACCAACUGCUACUUUUACCCCCGUGCCUGGCCCAGCCUCAGGAGCGUGGACUGGUGGGAGCGGGUGGUCCUGAAGGAAUUUGGGCCCCAGGACUGGCUGGAGAAGUUUCGGAUGUCCAAGGAAACCUUCUUCUUCAUCUGCAACCAGCUGCGGCCUGGUCUGGCUCCACACAGUGCCCACUUCCACCCCACCCUGCCCCUGGAGAAGAGGGUGGCCGUGGCUCUGUGGCACUUGGCCACCAACGUGGAGUACCAGACUCUCAGCCCACUCUUCGGCGUGGGGCCCUCCACAGUGCAGACAUGUGUUCGGGAGGUAAGCUACGCUAUUGUCUUGCUGCUGAAACCCCUCUACCUCCGAGUGCCCAAUGAGAAGGAGCUAGAGAACAUGGUGCGCAUCUUCUGCACGCGCUGGGGCUUCCCGCAUUGCAUCGGUGCCCUGGACAGCCUCCACAUCCCCAUCCACCCGCCCCUGCGCCUCAGUGCUGACUACUGCAACGGCCAGGGCUGGCACUCCAUCCUCACGCAGGCCACCGUGGAUGGGCUGGGCCAGUUUUGGGACGUCUCCACCGCCUUCCCCGGCAGCAUGGAGAACAGUGCGGUCCUGGAGAGCUCCAGCCUGUGGGUGCUUGCUAAGGAGGGCAGGCUGUGCCCCAACCCUCCCAAGCACUUCAUGGGGAAGGCGCAGAAGUACGUGCUGCUGGGUGAUGCCACCUACCCCUUGCAAGACUGGAUCCUCAAGCCCUACCAGGAAGAUGAGAAUCUCACUCAGCGGCAGCUACAGUUCAACUACCGCCUAAAGCGAGCGCACAGCGUGAUUGAGAACGCCUUCCUGCGUCUGAAGGCACGCUGGCAGAUCCUCCUGAAGUGUGAUGACUGCAGCCUGGAGCUGCUGCCCACCCUCAUCCUUGCCUGCUGCAUCCUGCACAAUGUCUGUGAAGCCCAUGACAACCCCUUCAACGAGGAGUGGUUGGAGGGCACUGAGCCGACUGAGCUGCCCAAGCCCUACCAGCCCGCGCCCGCCACCAUGGAGGAUGUUCGGGCUGAGCAAGUGCGCGAGCUGAUGUGCCAGUACUUCGAGAGCUGUGGGGAGGGCUGAUGGGGUCAGGGGAGAAGCAGCUGUGUGCAUCCUUGCUUACAGACUUCCCUUGGACUCUGGCAGACAUUGGCCCAGUGGAGUGUGCUAUUUGACAAAGGACCGUACCCUCUCACCUCUGCUGAAGGCUGCACCAUCUGUUCCCGGGGUGGGGAGGGGGUUGCUGUGUUGUGCUUUUGCUGAGUUUGCCACAGUGCUUUCAGGCAGUUGAAUGUAUUUGUGCCCGUACUCUCUUCCAGGAUUUGAGUGGUCUGGUGGCGUAUUGUGUGAGUAAAGCGGGGAUCGGGGCUGGGAGAGGAAGGAGCUGCCUGGGUCUCCCUUUCCUGGGAGCAAGUCUGUGCCCCAGGGCCCAAAACUGGCAGGAAGCUUGGAAUAAGGCAAAACUCCUAUCAUAGAAUCACCAGGUUGGAAAGGACCCAC